AUGAACAAAGGUCUCAUUGAGAUGAGUCCUAUACAGCAAGCUCUCAUUUAUUCAUUUUGUGAAAACCAUGACAAGGCCAUUCAGGUGUUGGAUGGGGCCACUUUGAAUAAGCCUGAGAUCAACAUAAUUAUUCUAUUAGCAAAAACCCAAAUGAAGGCCAAGAGAACCAAGGAGGCUGUGAAGCUGUUUAAAAAGGCGUUGGAUGUCUGUUCUCAUUCUGAGAGAGGACCCCAUGCCUUAGAGGCGACAGUGGACUGUCUGUAUAACUUGGGUCUUUGUUACAUGGAUGAAGGCAAUUUGCAAACGGCUUUUGAGUCUUUUACCAAAGCUGUGAAAUUAAAUCCCAAUUUUGCAGAAGGCUUCCAUCAACGAGGGCUUUGUAAAGUAAAACUCCACAAGGAUAGCUCAAUCCUGGAUUUUAAUCGUGCAAUUACCCUCAAUCCAAAUCAUUAUGAGGCGUAUUUAAACCGAGUGGCCUUCUAUGGUUUGAAAGGCAGAUACUCCAAAGCAAUCUUGAAUUGUAACGAGGCCAUCAACAUUUACCCUCAGAGUGUGCGGGCUUACAUCUACAGAGGCGUUCUGAAAUACCACAACAGGACUUAUAAGCUAGCGAUUACAGAUUUAACUACCGCUAUCAACAUGGACAAAAACAGUUAUGUAGCAUUUUAUAACAGAGCAGUGUGUUACACCAAGAUAGGUGAACUUCAGAUGGCAUUAAUGGAUUAUGGAAUCGUGCUUCUUCUUGAUGCUGGAAAAACUGUGGCAUUCAAUACGUUAGUUAAUCGUGGACUCAUCUAUUUAGGACAAGGGCAUCACUGUUUCGCAUUAGAGGAUUUUAAACAAGCUGCGUUGCUGAGCAAGACUAAUGUGAACCUUUGUCAAGCUACCGCCUUGUGCUAUCACAGAAACAAAGAGUUUGCAGAAGCUGUCACUUUCUUCACAUUGGCUCUUAGUAUUAAUCCCUAUUUUUUGGAUGCUUAUAUUGGACGGGGAAAUUCUUACAUGGAAUAUGGUCACGAUGAAGGCAUCAAACAAGCACAGAAGGACUUUCUGAAAGCGCUGCAUUACAAUCCAAUAUGCACAAAAGCCAGAGUUUCAUUAGGUUAUAAUUUGCAGGCCCAAGAAAAAUUCCAGAAAGCUUGGAACCACUUUACCAUUGCCAUAGAAGUUGAUCCAAAGAGCUACCUAGCCUAUGAAGGAAGAGCUGUGGUCUGUCUUCAGAUGGGUAAUAACUUUGCUGCAAUACAGGAUAUUAACAUGGCCAUUAAGAUCAAUACUACAGCAGAAUUCUUAACAAAUCGUGGUGUGAUUCAUGAGUUUAUGGGCCAGCAACAAAAUGCAAUGAGAGACUAUCAAGCAGCAAUUUCUUUAAACCCUACAUACGCACUGGCUUACUUUAAUGCAGGAAAUAUCUACUUUCACCACAGGCAGUUUUCCCAGGCCAGCGACUACUUCUCAAAGGCUUUAAAGUUUGAUCCAGAAAAUGAAUGUGCUACCAUGAAUCGAGCUAUUGCAAAUACAAUAUUAAAGAAGUAUGAAGAAGCAAAAGAAGAUUUUGCAAAUGUAGUUGAAAGCUGUCCCUUUUGGGCUGCGGUGUUUUUUAACAGAGCACAGUUCUAUUGUUGUUUAAAGCAAUAUGAAUUAGCUGAGGAAGACCUCAGUAAAGCUCUGUCUUUGAACCCUAGUGAUGCCCUGGUAUAUAAUCUGAGAGCAGAAGUUCGUGGUAAAAUGGGUGCGAUUGAGGAAGCUAUGGCUGACUAUAACCAAGCACUUGAUCUUCAAGAAUAUGCCAAGUGA
Messenger RNA from Myotis lucifugus (little brown bat), 1797 nucleotides. It is a transcript of the gene TTC6, whose product is annotated as tetratricopeptide repeat domain 6. Lineage: Eukaryota; Metazoa; Chordata; Mammalia; Chiroptera; Vespertilionidae. Gene Ontology annotation, molecular function: protein binding. The record is from RefSeq and is a predicted model, not a curated record. The transcript has 13 exons. The coding region runs from base 1 to 1797 and encodes 598 amino acids.